GUCUUGCAGAAGAAUCGUCCUUAGGUUUUCGAGAAUUGGUUUGAUGGAUAUCGGCCGGCCAGCAUCAUCAUCAUCGUCGUCGUCGGCCUUACGAUCACCAGGUAAAGUAGCCUAUAUCUGUGUAUGCACCAUUGAUAAGUAUGAGUGGUACGCGUUUGACGUCUCCGAUGACAUCAAACACAACCAAACUCCUCCUCCUGCUAAAUAUAUUAACUACCCUGUUCCUUUUCACGAUGACGAUGAGUCCGGAGUGGUAAAUCUCAAACCCCAAGUCACUGCAAACAUGGAUUGGAUUCUUGGCUGGGAGAUUUUGGGCUUCAAGAAAUUGUAUAUUCUUGAUGAUUGGAAGGGACCAUUGGCUUCCGGAGAAAGCAAUCGAGUGGAUCGUAUUGACGUUAGCCGUAUUAGUUUCUACCCGUGGGAAUGGGAGCCCGUUCAAAAUAUGCCUAAUCAGAUAACUGCAUCAGCGCACACCUGCGUUCUCGGCGGCAAGUUUUAUUGCUUGGGGGGUGGUCAUAGCUCUCAAAAGGUGGAGUCCGUGAGGAAGUCACAGUUGGCCAUGACCUACUACCUGAGCUUAAAAGCAGGGACCUCCCCACCUCCCCCUCCAUGCCUUGACCUUGACAAAAUAUUGUCAGCCUUUAAAGAGGUCCACAAGCCAUAUUUGCCCUCUCAAAACUUGGAGUUGGAGGGGCAGUCACCGAACUCUGAAACAGAGCGUUACGUUCACAAACAAUUGUCCUCAGCAAUCGAAGUGGCAAUCUCAAAGCGUUACCUUUUGGAAAAAACCAUUUACAUGCUCUACUUUGACAACAAUUAUUCUUCUCUGUAUAGCUACAUAUUCUUCGUUCAACAAAAAUACUAUAUUGAAAAAUUAUUUUACCAUAACUGUGUUCGCCAAAAAUACUUUCACAAAAAAUUGAUCUCAGCAAUGAAAUAUGCUCAGCCAUGUUCGUUGUCACUGAAUUAUCCUGUUAUGGAUUACUUUCUAAAAGCAAUCUCAUUAGUUGAAGAAUUCUUCAGACCAUCAGUUGAAGAAUAUGAACAAAUCCUCAAGACAUCAGUUGAAGAAUUCCACAUCCCAUCAGUUGAAGAAUUCCACAAGCCAUUAGUUGAAUUUGUAGAAUUCCACAAUAAAUCAUUUGAAGAAUUUGAAUGGGUUGAAGAAUUCCACAAGGCAUUAAUUGAAGGAUUUGAAAAAUUCGUCAAGCUAUCAACUAAAGAAUUUAAAGACAAGCCAUCAGUUGAAGAAUUCCACAAGCCAUCAGUUGAAGAAUUCCACAUGUUACCAGUUGAAAAAUUCCUCAGGCCACAGUUGCCAUCGGUUGAAGAAUUUUUCAAGCCACGUUUUCCCUCUCAAAACAUGCAGUUGGAGUUGGAGAGGCAGUCACCGUGGAUCAUGGCUUAUGACAUGAGGCAAAAGAAAUGGGAGUCUCUGCUUGAUCCUCCAUAUCUUCCCAUUAAGAUUGACAAUAUAUUCACAGCUGCCAGAGAGUUCCCCAAUCAAUGUUUUGUGGUGGGUUUGCCUGAGGAUUGCGUCCUCCAAAUCUACCAUGUAAAUACCCAACAGUGGGAAGUACAAGAGUUCAAAAUAUGCCCCAAGUUUGGCCCAAAAGUGUUAACUGGGCCAGCUUUGUCUGUUGACAGUAAGCUUUAUUGGUAUUCAGUUGAUGAUCACUGCCUAGUUGGAUAUGAUUUAGUGACAAAAAUGUGGUUCGUGGGCAAUUUCCCUAUCCAUGACCAUGGAGAGCGUUUUGGAGUGCUAGAUGUUGACACUCCUCCACACUUGGCUCAUCUAGGUGGCGACAACUUUUGCUUGUUGUGGGUUUCUGUGUUGCAGCACAAGAGUAUGAAGAGUUCGGAGUCCAAGGAUAAUUGUAUUUCUCGCCUUCACUGUAUGAAGCUUCGAGUUACCACAGGAAACCUUCACCCAGAGAGUGGAAUUAUUUCCUUGGAGGUCUCUAUCUGGUCUUGUCAAUCUUACUUAGCUUCUGGGUUAAAGUUUUUUCGUGGUGGCUUGGUGGUGUAAGCAUCUUUAUAAU
Messenger RNA from Camellia sinensis, 2042 nucleotides. The record is from RefSeq and is a predicted model, not a curated record. Lineage: Eukaryota; Viridiplantae; Streptophyta; Magnoliopsida; Ericales; Theaceae.